Molecule: messenger RNA, 7302 nt
Organism: Perca fluviatilis (European perch)
Lineage: Eukaryota; Metazoa; Chordata; Actinopteri; Perciformes; Percidae
Product: neural-cadherin-like
Exons: 28
Coding region: 443-7285 (2280 amino acids)
Biological process (GO): homophilic cell-cell adhesion
Cellular component (GO): plasma membrane; cell-cell junction
Molecular function (GO): calcium ion binding
Source: RefSeq, a predicted model, not a curated record
UGAGUGGCAAAGAAGACUGAUGUCCUUAUAACAAGAGGUCUGAUCCAUCUCAACAGCAAGCCGGCGUAUGGCUGCGCGCAGUUUGCAGCAUCUCAAACGCAGGGCGGAUUAAGCGUGAUCCCCGUGUGAGAUCGGUCGGAAACAACGCACGAAAAAGAGAGCGAGGAAGGGAACGGAGGUAAGCGCGCACUCGAGCUGUAAGAAGCAUUUUUUUUUCUUCCUGGGACGCGCACAGACAGGCAGCGCUGCUGGUGAGACGGCAGACAGGGGAGAGCAGGAGAGGAGGAGGACGCACAAACACAGAGACAAAGUUCUCCUGCGUCGAGAUGAAGUAUGGCGCCAACAGAUAUCUGCGUCCCCAUGUAAUGGAAGUUUUGGAUCAUAAAGGGAAAGAGGAGAAAUACCCCCAAGGAACGAGUGCACCCAUGUAUUUCGGUGUGGCAUGAGCUUUCAGUGCAGUGGAGCCAAUCAUCCAGUCAUGAUUUGGGUCGCGUUUUUACCUUUUUUGGUUUCGUGCGCACACGGGAACAGGACCGUGGAGCAGGUGCCGUUUUUUCACGGGCAUGUAUUUGAAAACUCGUCUCCCGGCUCCCGGGUCAACGGACUGAGCGUCCCGUUAAAGCGGCUUAACUCGCAGAGGCUGUGCGGUACCGGGGAAUCUGUAGCGCACUUUAAACUCCUGGGAGACGGUAGCGAGAAUUUCCGUGUCUUUGCGCACCACAAACGGGGCCAAAUUUUAUUGAAGACUUCUGGGGUUCUGGACCGGGAGGAGCGGGCUGAAUACGCACUAAGUCUGGGUUUGUGUUGCGGGCAAUGCGCGGGACUCUCCCGGGAAGUGGGAGAGGAGUCUCCGGUUGUCGCUGAAGUGGCGUCCAUCAAGGUGGACGUCCUGGACACCAACGACCACCAGCCCACCUUCCCCGGUGCCGAUGUGAAACUAAGCCUGGAUGAUGCCACCGCGCUGCGCACGGCGAUCUACACAGUGACCGCGUGGGACUACGACAGCGGCAAGAACGCGCAGCUCAUCUACUUCGCCUUGCCCAAAAACGGGAGUUUCUACGCGGUGCCCAAAACUGGAGACAUCCUCCUGGUAGACUCUAUCCUCGGUCUGGGGGAUCCGAUUAAGUUUAAAGUGUUCGCCCGGGACCGCGGGUGGCCACCUCGCACGAGCCAGAGCAUAGCAGUUGAGAUCAAUCCACGGCAAUGGCCCGUGGCCCCCUUGAUCAACACCCAACCGGGGGAAUGGAACGCUAAAUCACAAAUUAAAGUCCCAGCGCGAAGGUCUAGGUCAGUACUUGAAUCAGACAGCCCCGUUUUCAUCAACGUGUCCGAGGAUGCAGGGAUCGGUUCAGUGGUGAUGAACCUGAACCCGGUGAGGUUUCAGUCGGCAGCGUUUGAGUUGGUGGAGCCCGAGAUGGAGAGCUCUCCGGUCAGCGUGAGCCGGGACAGCGGGGAUAUAGUCAUAUCACGGAGACUGGACCGAGAGACUGAGCCUUUGGUGGAGAUCAGCGUCAAAGUUCAGGAUAAAAGAGGUCCAGAGUGGUACUUGGUCAGAGUGGAGUUGACUGUAACGGAUGUAAAUGACAACAUCCCAGAAUGGAGCAUGGUUCCUGCUCCCUACCUGGCUGUGGUUUCCCCUGAUGCCCCUGCGGGCUCCCUGGUCUACAAGCUCCACGCUCAGGAUGGGGAUGAAGGUAACAACGGUGAAGUGGAGUACUUCCUGUCUGAUGGUGGUGAUGGUCGUUUUGAAGUGGACAGGAAGAACGGCCAGGUGCGAACUACAGGCCUUCCCCUGCAGCGGGACAGGGAGUACCUGCUGACAGUGGUGGCAGCCGACCGGCUGGGCAGCCGCAGCGCCCCUGUCGUUGUCUCUGUGGUGGCUGGAGCCCGGCCGCCGCAGUUCACUAACGCUUCCUUCACCAUUGCCAUACCGGAAAACACCCCUGAAGGACAGCCCUUCCUGGUUACACCUGCUGUGUCCUUCCAGAAGAAACCAAUCAGCUACAGCCUUCUCAUCAAUCCCAGCAGUCUCUUCUCCAUCUCAGCAGAGACAGGUGACAUCAGCCUGACCCGCCCUAUCGACUACGAGACCGACCAGCAUCGUUACUUGCUAUUGGUCCGAGCCAGCGAAGGCCUGGACAGCAUGAGCAGUGCAGCGGAGGUACGAGUUGUUAUUGUGGAUGAAAACGACUGCGUUCCAGAGUUCCUCCAGUCCAUUUACAGCAAGGAUGGCGUACCGGAGACCGUGACAACCGCAACGUCCCUGCUGCAAGUGUCAGCCAAUGACUGUGACUCCGAAGAGAAUGCAGAGUUGAUCUAUUACACCCUGAGUCCAGACUUCACCAUUUCCCCUCAUGGGACCAUCUUCCCUGCGGGGCCUCUGGACUACGAGAGGCCCAACCACCUGUACGAGUUUGUAGUGAUGGCAAUUGACAAGGGCGAGGUCCCUCGCACAGGCACAACUACAGUACGGAUUCGAAUGGCUAACGUCAACGAUGAGGCACCUGAGUUCUCCCAACACAUAUAUCGGACGUUCGUCUCAGAGGACGCAGGACCCAACACGCUUGUUGCCACGGUGCUGGCGAAGGACCCUGAUGGCGACGGGAUCACGUAUAAGAUCACCACGGGAAACGAGGAGGGCAACUUUAUCAUUGACAGCCAAAAAGGUCUGAUCCGUCUGCGCUCCAGUCCGCCCCCUUACCUACAGGGGGUCGAGUAUGUCCUCAAUGUAACAGCAACGGAUGACAACGCCUCAAGUGGACCUCAGGCCUUGUCGUCCACUGCCCAGGUCAUAGUGGGAGUGGACGACGUGAAUAACAACAAGCCUGUCUUUGAGAAGUGCCAGCAGUACCGAGAGAGCACGUCGGUCCUGGAGAACCAGCCAGCGGGGACGUUUGUUCUGCAGGUUCAUGCUGUGGAUGCAGACGAGGGCUCCAAUGGCAGGGUCACAUACGGCUUCAUGCACAAAGACUCCACUGUGCCCGCAUUCAGUAUACACCCAGAUACUGGAGUAAUUGUGACCGCCAGGAAAUUUGAUCGCGAACGCCAACGGGAGUAUGCAGUGACAGUGACUGCCACUGACCAGGCAGCUGACCCACUGAUUGGCAUUUGUCAGCUCAACAUCCUCAUUCUGGACCAGAACGACAACAGUCCCAAGUUUGAGAACAUCCGAUAUGAGUACUUCCUUCGUGAGGAUACGAUGAUCGGGACUAGUUUCUUGCGGGUGGCAGCUCAUGACGAUGACUUUGGCACCAAUGCAGCCAUCACAUACUCUAUGUCCAGUGAACAGCCAGAGUACCUCAGGGUCAACCCUCUGACAGGCUGGGUGUAUGUCAACCAGCCCAUUUCUCAGAGGACGUACAUCACCAGGGAAAUUGUGGCAACAGACGGGGGGAACCUGAGCAGUUCAGUGGAGCUGGCCGUCACCAUCACCAACGUGAAGAACCAGCCUCCACAGUGGGACAAGGACAGCUACAGCGUGGUCAUACCAGAAAACACCGUCCGAGACACACCCAUUGUGACCAUCAAGGCCACCUCCCCUCUUGGGGAUCCCAGAGUAACUUACAACUUGGAGGAUGGCAUGGUCCCAGAGACCAAUAUGCCUGUUCGCUUCUACUUGACCCCCAACCGAGAGGAUGGUUCGGCCUCCAUCCUUGUGGCAGAGCCCUUGGACUACGAGACCACCAGAAACUUCAUGCUGCGGGUUCGAGCUCAGAAUGUAGCUGCUGUACCGUUGGCGGCCUUCACCACGGUGUACAUCAAUGUCACAGAUGUCAAUGACAACGUCCCAUUUUUCACUUCCUCUAUCUACGAAGCCUCGGUCACUGAAGGCGCAGAAUCCGGAACUUUGGUUUUCCAGGUUUUAGCCAAUGACCUCGACUUGGGUCUCAAUGGCAAGAUCUCCUACUCCCUGCUGGAGGACCGAAGUGGGGACCACCAGUAUUUCCGUAUUGACCCAGAGCUGGGAUUCAUCUACUCCCAGACUGUGUUUGACCGCGAGACCAAAAGCUCCUACCUGUUGGAGGUUCAGUCUGUGGAUGGCUGGGAAUCGGCGCGGCCUGGCAAACAUGGACAGCCCAACUCUGACACUGCAUAUGUUCGUGUUUUUAUCAGUGACGUGAACGAUAACAAGCCAGCAUUUGCACAGGCGUCCUAUGAAGUUGAUGUGGAUGAGGAUGCUGACGUAGGCUUCGCCAUCCUCACUGUCGGUGCCAACGAUGGGGAUGAAGGUGGAAACGCUAAGCUGCGCUACCAGAUCACAUCAGGGAACACAGGAGGGGUGUUUGAUGUGGAACCAGAGGUGGGCACUAUCUUUAUUGCCCAGCCCCUGGACUAUGAACAGAACAAAAGGUACAAGCUUCAUGUCCUGGCUUCAGAUGGGAAGUGGGAGGAUUACACAACAGUGACGGUGAACGUGGUUAACAAGAAUGACGAGGCUCCGGUGUUUACCGUUAACGAGUACUACGGCAGUGUAACGGAGGAGCUGGACGGCUCACCGGUGUUUGUGUUACAGGUAACAGCGUCUGACCCAGAUAAGGAUGCCGACCAGGAGGCCCUGCGGUACUCUCUCCAUGGCCAGGGUGCAGAGAGUGAAUUCAUAAUUGAUGAGGUCACAGGCAAGAUCUACGCCCAGCGGACCCUGGACCGCGAGGAGCGCGCCGUGUGGCGCUUCGUCGUCUUGGCCACGGACGAGGGUGGCGAGGGUCUGACGGGCUUCACCGACGUCAUCAUCAACGUGUGGGACAUCAACGACAACGCGCCCGUCUUCACCUGCGCCCCCAGCUGCCACGGAGACGUGGCGGAGAACUCGGCAGCAGGGACGUCUGUGAUGGAGAUGACAGCCACCGACCUGGACGACUCCGCUGUGGGGCAGAACGCCGUGCUCUCCUACAGGAUCCUGGGUAGCUUGGACGCCACUCACGUCGAGAUGGGAGGAGUGCCUACCUUCUCCGAGAUGUUUGCAAUCAACCCCACCACCGGCACCAUCACUGUAGCCAUGGGUGGCCUGGACAGAGAGCAGGUUGAGUCCUACCUCCUGGUUGUGGAGGCCAGAGACGGGGGAGGGAUGACAGGAACUGGAACCGCUACCAUUCAAAUCAAGGACGUGAACGACCAUGCUCCGAGAUUCACGGAUCACUCCUGCCUGGCUAGGAUCUCCGAGAAUGCAGAGCCCAAUGCAGAGGUCCUGGAGCUGGCUGCAGAGGACCGAGACACUGGAGAAAAUGCCCAGCUGACCUUUAGUGUUGUGGCUGGAGACCAAGAGCAGAAGUUCUACAUGGUGAGUCACAAGCAGGAGCAGCGCGGCACCCUGAGGCUUAAGAAACGCCUGGACUAUGAACGACACAGCGAGCAGAGGUUCAACCUCACACUGAAGGUUGAAGACCUGGACUUCUCCAGCCUUCUGCACUGUGUGGUGGAGGUGGAGGACUAUAACGACCAUGCUCCUGUCUUCAUUCCACACCUCCUGUCUCUUGCCCCACUGCCGGAGGACAUCAGCGUGGGAACCAGUGUGGCACGUUUGGUGGCCAGUGACUCUGAUUCAGGCCAGAACCGCGACAUCACCUAUAGCUUAUCAGAGGACUCGGAUCCUGAGGGGCUGUUCACCAUCGACCAGUCCGGUGUGCUCUCUGUGGCCCAGCCCCUGGACCGGGAGAGGAUAUCGCAGCAUUACUUGGUCGUAAUAGCGACCGAUCAUGGGGUUCCACCUCUAACUGGCAGCGCCACUGUCCAGCUGCCGCUGUUGGAUGUGAAUGAUAACGGGCCAGAGUUUGAGGUGGCAUACGCCCCAGUAGUCUUUGAGAAUGUGGCCGGACCACAGGUAGUAAGGUUGAACCUUACGUCGACCCUUCUCCGAGCUGUGGACCGGGACUCUCCAGAGAAUGGCCCACCCUUUCACUUCAAUGUCCCCUCCGACUACCGCCACAGCAAUGAUUUCUACCUCCAGGACAACCUAAAUGGCACGGCGACGCUAACAGCUCUGAGGAUGUUUGACCGCGAGCGGCAGAAAGAGUUCCUCAUUCCUAUUAUUAUGAGCGACAGCGGCCAUCCAGCCCAAACGGUGACCAGCACCCUGACCGUGACCAUCGGGGACCAAAAUGAUCACGCACAUAUGGCGGGGGAGAAGAAGAUUUUCAUCAACAGCCACAGAGGCCGUAUGCCAACUACUGUGCUUGGAAAGGUCUACUCUCCGGACCCUGAUGACUGGGACAACAAGACGUACGUCUUUGAAGGACAUGUGCCAAGUUACUUUAUCCUGAACAAGCGAACAGGCUUCCUGAUCAUCAAGGAGAACGCCCCACCCGACAUCUAUCACUUCCAGGUCCGUGUGUCCGAUGGAGUUUGGCCAGAUGCCGUCUCUACUGUCACCGUGCACGUGAGGGAGCUGCGAGACGAGGCCAUCUACAACUCAGGGUCUCUCCGCCUGGCAGACAUCACAGCAAAGGAGUUCAUUGAACUGAGAGGGAAGCAGCGGAGCCGCUACGAGCUGCUGGUGGACUUCCUGUCUGAGAUGCUCUCCGUUCCAUCUGAUGACGUCAACAUCUUUAGCCUCAUGGAUGUGAAGGAGCGAAUGCUGGAUGUCCGCUUUGCUGUGCACGGAGGACCUGCCUUCCUCCAGCCUGAGAAAAUCCAUGGCUAUGUGGCCGCCCACAAACAAAAGCUCCAGUCAUUCCUUCAGGUCAGCGUGUCCCAAGUUCGGGUAGACGAGUGUCCCAGCUCAGAGUGUGCCGGGGCCGGUGGCUGCACCAACGUUUUGAAUGUGCGGGACACACCCACAGUCGUGGAUUGUGGGACUAUGAGUCUUGUAUCUGUGACAGUGGAAUCCACUGCUGUGUGCUCCUGCCCAGGGAGAGAGCAGUCCCAUCAGCCCUGCACCGCAUACCCCAGAAACCCCUGCUUCAAUGGUGGCGUGUGUGUGGACACUCAGCAUGGCUACAGGUGCCAAUGUCCAGCUCAGUUUGAAGGACCUGAGUGCCAGCAGAACAAGCACAGUUUCCAUGGCAACGGCUAUGCCUGGUUUCCUCCCAUGAUGCCUUGUUUUGAGAGUCACAUGUCGCUGGAGUUCAUCACGGACGUGGCUGAUGGACUGCUGCUGUACAGCGGUCCCUUAGCCCAGCUGCAGGCCUGGGACAACGAGGACUUCAUGGCCAUAGAACUAAUAGAUGGGACCCCCACCUUGAAAAUCAACCACGGCUCUGGCACAGUGGUGCUACAGUUGCCAGGCAACGUGAACGUGGCAGACAGGCGGUGGCAUCGGCUGGAUGUCCGCAGCAACAGCAAGGUUUGACGUUUCACCCAUUUCAC